AUGGCUGGUGGUUUAUUUGCUAUAGAUCGAGAUUGGUUUGAAGAAUUAGGAAUGUAUGAUCCGGGCAUGGAUAUUUGGGGUGGUGAAAAUCUUGAACUGUCUUUUAAGCUUUGGCAAUGUGGUGGUGAAUUGUUAUGUGCUCCAUGUUCACAUGUUGGUCAUGUUUUUCGAAGACGUUCACCAUAUAGUUGGCCUAAAGACAUUAAUGUUGUUAGAAAAAAUAGCGUUCGUCUUGCUGAAGUAUGGCUUGAUGAUUAUAAAAGUUAUUACUAUGAACGAAUUAAUUAUCAGCUUGGUGAUUAUGGUGAUGUGUCUGAUCGAUUAAAAAUUCGUGAACGUCUUCAAUGUAAACCAUUCAAAUGGUUUCUUGAUAAUAUUUUUCCUGAACAGUUUAUUCCAGGAGAAAGUUUAUAUUAUGGCGAGCUUCGAAAUCUAGGUAAAAUAAAUGUAUGUAUUGAUUCACAAACAGUUGGACAUAUAGAUAGACCAAUUAUUGGUUAUCCAUGUCAUGGACAAGGUGGCAAUCAAUAUUUUCUUUUCUCAAAAAAUAAUGAAAUACGUCAUGAAGAAAAAUGUUUAGAUUAUGCAGGAGGAAACUUACAUGUACCCAAUACAAUUGUUACUCUAUCAUGUCAUUCAAUGAAAGGAAAUCAAAUGUGGUUUUAUGAAAAUAAUAUGAUACGACAUAUGUCAGGUUAUUGUAUCGGAUUAUCAGAAACAAAUCAUAGAGCUAUUCAGAUGACAACAUGUGAUGCAUCGAAUCCCUAUCAAAAAUGGUCAUGGAAAAAACGUCUAGACAAAUCGGCACAUACUUAUUAA
Messenger RNA from Rotaria sordida, 819 nucleotides. The record is from the annotation of a GenBank genome assembly. Lineage: Eukaryota; Metazoa; Rotifera; Eurotatoria; Philodinida; Philodinidae.